CGCCGAUCAGUUGUCGUCACAUGUCAGCGAAUCGUCUUUAUCUCGGCGAUUGCUGGUAGCUAUAUCAUUUUCCAUUUUAUUUUAAAGAUUGAAUGUAUUUAGAUUUCAAUGAUUUUGCCGUCUUCAGGGGAUCUCGAAGAUCCCCCCGCGACAACAUGGGCUCCGUGCUGCCCGCCGACGCUUUGGCUCUCAAGUCUGGAUUUAAGUGUCCCGGCCGCUCGCUGUCUGACGUGAUCACCUCGGACAUCCUGCACAGUUUCCUGUACGGCAGGUGGAGGAACGUCCUCGGGGAGCACCUGGCUGAGGAGCGGCCGAGCAGCGGCCACCGCACCGCCUUCACCGCCGAAGUACUGGCGCAGUCCUUCGCUGGAGAGGUGCAGAAGCUGUCCAGUCUGGUGCUGCCCACUGAGGUGAUCAUCGCGCAAAGCUCCAUCCCAGGAGAAGGUCUCGGCAUCUUCUCCAAGACAUGGAUCAAAGCUGGGACAGAAAUGGGGCCUUUCACUGGCAAGGUUCUGUCUCCGGAACACGUGGACCUGCUGAAGAACAACAACCUGAUGUGGGAGGUGUUCAAUGAAGAUGGCACAGUUCGGUACUUCAUCGACGCCAGUCAGGAGGACCAGCGCAGCUGGAUGACGUACAUCAAGUGUGCCCGGAACGAACAAGAGCAGAACCUGGAGGUGGUUCAGAUCGGCAGCAGCAUCUUUUACAAAGCUGUUGAGACCAUCCCUCCGGAUCAGGAGCUGCUCGUCUGGUACGGAAACACUCACAACACAUUCCUGGGAAUUCCUGGAGUCCCCGGCCUGGACGAGGAGCACCAGAAGAAAAACAGAAAUGAAGAUCCCCAGCAGUGUGACGGUUCCUCCUCGUGCUCGCCAUCUUCUUCCUCUUCAUCCUCUGGUCGGAUGCGCUGCGUCAUAUGCCACCGUGGCUUCAACUCCCGCAGCAACCUGCGCUCUCACAUGCGCAUCCACACCCUGGACAAGCCCUUCGUCUGCCGCUUCUGCAACCGCCGCUUCAGCCAGUCGUCGACGCUGCGGAACCACGUGCGCCUGCACACUGGCGAGCGUCCCUACAAGUGCCACGUCUGCCAGAGCGCCUACUCUCAGCUGGCGGGCCUGAGGGCACAUCAGAAGAGCGCUCGCCACAAGCCGGUGGUGACCGCCAGCGACCCUCCCAGUCAGGUGUCUCCCUCUCCGCCUCAGAUGACCGCGGUACCUCACCCGCACCAGAUGCCCAUGGUGCACCACAUCCCCACCAUGGUGCUAUGAUGACCAACACUCAGAGACACAAACAUGCACUUUAGAUCAGACGAAAACUCUCUUUGUGGAGCGAUGUGAUUGUGAGACAUCUGUUUCAUCUGUCAUGUGACCAAAAUUCCCACAGUUUUGUUGAUUGUAACUUGAGAUUAUAUCCUCGGUGCCAGUGUAGACUUUCUUAGGAUUUCACAUCUCACCAGCUCAGGUGAAGCAGACAAACAACCGUGGACUUCCGUUUCGGCCGUGUUUGUUCCACACUGUAUCGUCAAAUAGUCACUUUAAACUUGUACAGACCUGUGUAAUUGUAAAAUUGAAAAGUUG
Messenger RNA from Synchiropus splendidus (mandarinfish), 1577 nucleotides. RefSeq names its product PR domain zinc finger protein 12-like. Gene Ontology annotation, biological process: neurogenesis. Gene Ontology annotation, molecular function: histone methyltransferase binding. The transcript is spliced from 6 exons. Lineage: Eukaryota; Metazoa; Chordata; Actinopteri; Syngnathiformes; Callionymidae. Gene Ontology annotation, cellular component: nucleus. Bases 93 to 1268 code for a protein of 391 amino acids. The record is from RefSeq and is a predicted model, not a curated record.